AUGGUUUACUCAGGUUCAACAGUGGGAGAAAACAAAAAAAUAUGUGAGAAGGAUACCGAUUUUUGUUACAACGCUACCGCCGAGGUCACCUCAUUUAGCACUAUACAGAAAGUAGGCUGCAAUACUUUAGUGUGUCAGUUCAAUGAGGAUAAAUGCUUUCAACGAAACAUUACCGGCAUUCCAAUGACGUUCUGUUGCUGCAGAGAUCGCGACUUAUGCAAUCGAGGAAAUGAGGGUGUAAGUUAA
This is a messenger RNA of Strongylus vulgaris, 246 nucleotides long. The record is from the annotation of a GenBank genome assembly. NCBI's taxonomy places the organism in Eukaryota, Metazoa, Nematoda, Chromadorea, Rhabditida, Strongylidae.